Molecule: messenger RNA, 679 nt
Organism: Bemisia tabaci
Lineage: Eukaryota; Metazoa; Arthropoda; Insecta; Hemiptera; Aleyrodidae
Source: RefSeq, a predicted model, not a curated record
UAGAAGCGGAACAUUUUAGAUGACGAACGGAUUAGACUUCUUAUACGGAUGUAGCAAUGUAGCUUUUGCCGAUGCUGCGACGAAGAUCACCACGGUAGCGAGUGCACUAGCACUAAAUCAGUCUCUGUUACGGGACUAGCGACAGGGUACGGGUUCCGCGAUAAGCGAUACUAUAAUAUUGCACGACUUUCACUACUCACGAGUGUGUAUGCUGAAUAUUUUUACUCUCUAUGUGAGUGGGCCGAGCCGCGUUACGUCGUGGCCAAGGCGACUUGAGUUAGCUCCCGAAGUGGAAUUGCAGACACAUGGUACACGACCCAAUGUAAAGACUCAGCAACGGCAAAAGACCACUCAUCAUUCGCACUCGCACAGAUUAGCACCGACAGGAAAACCCUCAGAUCUGUUGCCAGUAUCAUCGACUGUUAUUCCACUGUCAAUCUACAAAGUUGGCUAUGAAGUGAGCGUUACAAGCGACACCAAACACGAUAAGCUGGAUACGCCAGCAAAACUUAUCACCGUGAAUAGCAAGAAAAAGUAUCAGCAGGAGAAGACCCAGGCAAAGAUUAAGCAAGUGUCUAAAGCAGAAUUUGAAAAGCAAAAAUCAGAAACGUAAAAAAUCUAUUGAAAACAUCAAAAAAGAGGAAAUUCUAAUCUUGCUCAAAGGAGGUGAGGGUAGUCG